UCUGCCUUCAACGUUCGUAUAUUCACUGUUACAGGUCUUUCAAAGAGCCAUGACUUCCGAUGUGACUGUCGGUACCAAACUUUGCCAUAUCAUCGGCCACCCAUCUCUCUCUCCUUGUUUCCCAAUCUGACGUCUCUUACCUGAUGUGGGGCAAGCAAUGAGACGUUCCAAUAUAUCUAGUUGCUACCCCGAAAUUGAUGACACUCAAUAUCAAUCCUCAGCCGUCAAUCCAUCCGAACAGUCCAAGAUGUCUCUCUUGUCACGUAUCCUAACGCAGUGCCCUUUUGUAUCCGAUUUCGUAUUUUCUGCAAAAUCAGGAGAUACAUCGAACGUGUUGCAUCGCCGGUCUCAUCUAAGUCGGAUUUUUACGCUUCGAAUUAUCUUCCACACCCAUAUCUGCGCAGUGCGGACACAGCCGAAUCAAGUACUAAAUGUUCGCCAGAGCCCCGAGAUGUUCCAAGAAUCCAUUGAUGAACUCAAGAGCCAUCUGAAAGAUAAGAUCGCACCAUUUGGCGUAGACAUCAAGUGGGCGGCAGUGCUCGGAAGACAAAUUACGACUACACAGACAGUUAACGUGCUUUUGGACAUCAUUAUAAACAGCGGGGCUGCACUUUUCGUUUCUGACUUCAAUUUCCCGUCUGUCCAAUGCUUGUGCGAACAGUACACCGGAGCGGGUGCUGAUCUGCAUCAUUGACCGGUCGGCUAAUCAUAACACUCCGAUUAGUGUUGCUACAACUAUUACUCUUUCCCCCCACAAUAUUCGUAAGCUGGAAUGGCCAAGGCGUGGUCCCUACCGGAAGAGUUAUUCAUCUUUACCUGUUCAAGACAUCGUAUCACCGCAAAUACCUUCGCCUCACUGUAUUAUUGCCCAUGUCUAGUCUGACAUCGCGUUGCCAUACAUUGGUCUGCUGUAGACGAGACAAUCCCCUGACGUUCUCCUCUCUGGAUUUUCGUGCAAUGCGUUGAUUGUGGCACACUUUGGUAACUCAAGAGUUCGCCAUCCUACAAA
Molecule: messenger RNA, 1009 nt
Organism: Suillus subalutaceus
Lineage: Eukaryota; Fungi; Basidiomycota; Agaricomycetes; Boletales; Suillaceae
Exons: 5
Coding region: 158-694 (178 amino acids)
Source: RefSeq, a predicted model, not a curated record